Messenger RNA from Halichondria panicea, 2822 nucleotides. RefSeq lists its product as uncharacterized. The transcript has 5 exons. The coding region runs from base 259 to 2715 and encodes 818 amino acids. Lineage: Eukaryota; Metazoa; Porifera; Demospongiae; Suberitida; Halichondriidae. The record is from RefSeq and is a predicted model, not a curated record.
GUAAUUAUUAUAGCACACUGAGUCUAUAUCACCUGACUGCUUUUAGAUUGGCUGGAUAUCAUGACAGCACAAAUUCAGUUGUGACAUGCAGUAUAAAGGCUGCAUUUAGGCAUAGAACUCGUUGUUCCAAACAAGUCUCACUGACAUCAGAAUCAAGAACAUAUAAGAAAUCUAGCUAUUUCAUUUUGCAACAAACUCAGUGGACAGUUCCUUCUGUUUCUUACUUUGUCAUUCUUACAGUAUACAGUGAAAAGAAUCAUGGCGAGUCAAGGUUCUAAUUAUAACCACGGUUAUAACACUCUCGUGGAAUGUUGCAGCCAAGUGUGUGGAGGACUCUCCAGCGACCCAUUGAAUAUUGCUCAAUCUCUUCACAGCAAAGGGUUUAUUUCUGCAGCACUUAUGGAAGAAGUACGUACACUACCUGGCGCAGACAUUAAAAAGGGAAACACACUGUAUACAGCUAUACUAAAAUGUGUUAAAGACUAUCGAAAUAGGUAUUUGGAGUUUAUCUCUGUACUAGAAGAAAACAAGAUCCUUCACAGUGAUCUUUUAACAGCUCUCCGGAAUACUCACCUCAAAAUUUGCAAUGAGUCAGUACAAGAAAAAGUCAAGAAUACCAGCAAAGCAAUUAAAACAGUUGAAUCGAUAGCUAGGGAGCUCGAAAUGUCCACUCAUUCUCAAGAGCUCGAAAGAAUCUCUUCAGCGUUAACAUCUGGCACAGUCCAAAUAGGAUUUGUUGGCUUAACUAAUGCUGGCAAAAGUACAACUGCCAAUUCCUUUAUAGGCUCGCCUUUUCUCCCAUCAUCGUUUCAAAGGCAGACGGUCAGCUCAAUCCGAAUUGUACACGAUCCAGCAUCUCCGAAUGGAGAACUUUUUGGAAGAAAAAAAUAUAGUGAUGGCUUAGUUCAUCUUGCAUCAGGCGGUAAAUCUGUUAAAUCAUUUCUUGCGAAACUGAAUAUCGAGGAUCGCAAAAGUGAGAUUCAGUACACUGAACUCAUUCUCCGUGCAUCUGUUGCUAUUUUAUCAGAGAUUGGACAAGCUUUUGCUCCUGAAAUUCUUGAUAUGCCUGGCACUAGUGAUACAUUUACUAGCCAAAAAACAACUGCUGCUGCAAAAACAGCUUUAAAAAGCCUAGCAGCCAUCAUACUCGUUGUCAGUGCCGAUGACGUAUCUAAGGGUGCAGUGACUGAGCUUGUUGAGGGUAUAAAAACAUUGCAUCCUGGCCUGAUGGAUAAACAAAACAGGAUGCUAGUGCUCAUCAACAAAUAUGACUUGUGCUACGACGGGAAUGAAUGUUCUUGGACUCCCGAAAAACUUCAAGAAGAAAUGGCUGAGCAAAUUGGAAUAUCAAUAGAGCAAACGGUAUGCUUCAGUGCUAAGUAUGCACAAGAAGCACAACAAUGGCUACGAGAUCCUUCUGCUGUAGACGAAGACAUGUAUGGAAAGAAGUAUUAUGAUUUACGAUCAACACCUGCAAAGGAUUCCAUUGGUUCUUUGAAAAAGUACACCCCAAAAAAUGUAAAGAAACUAGCUGAGGUUCUUGAGAAAUUUAGUCGAUUUCCAGAAGUUAAAACAAAGCUUCUGUGGGCACUCUGUGUUAAUGGUCCUGAAAUUCUUUUAGAGAGUGCUGUGGACGAUUGUCAUGGGGAAAUGUCAAAAAUGAAAGAAGCCAUUACCCAGAAAAAACAAGAAGUUGAUAUACAGGGUAAGGAAAAUAGUGUAGAGAAACAAAAAGCUCAGGUGGAAAAAAUUAAUCUCUUUCAAAACGCUUGUGAGCUGUCUAAAACUACUUUCCCAGAAAAAGUAGCUCAAUCUUUUGCUUUUCAACUGAAUACAGUUACUUCAAAACUUGAGAAUGACAUCAGCACACAAGCUUUCUUCAAAUCAAUAGGUCUUAAAAGACAGCAUGAUAAUGAAAAAUAUGUAUUGCAGUGUGUACAUGGUGCUCGACAAACCAUGCUUGAAAGCGCGAAAGACAAGGUAAACAAUACUUGGAUUGUUGGUAUUGCACAAAUGAAAGAAAUCUUAUCCAUAAAACUUAAAUCGAUGCUUAGCGAUCUCAAGCAAUAUUUAAUCUUACACCAGCUCACUGACCUCCUCGACUUAAGUGAUGUGGAUCCAAACAAACUACUAGACACCUUUGUAUUUCCAUCUGUCGAGCAACCAGACUUUGCGAAAUGCACAGCUAUCAGUGAUGAAGCUAUUAAACCUGCUAUCAGACGUUCUACGAAGAAAGUGCAGAAAAACGAGACAGCUUCCAAAGAAAUCCCGUAUUUCUUCUUUUUUAAAAUGAAGUUUGACUAUACCAAGGUUGUUGAUGUCCAAGAAAGGGUGUUCGAAAUAGAUUUUGAUAUACUUAGUACAGCAUUUAAAAAGCUUGCUUCAUUUUGUUCAAGUCAUGUUCAGAACUCUCUGCUGAAGAUCUUUAAAGUUGUAGCUAGCAACUUAUCUCAAGCACUUGGGUAUGAACUGCAGCAGCUAUCAAAAAAGCCAAUUCAGUUGAAAAAAAAUGAGCUAAAAGCAACAGAGGAAGAUUUUCAAAAGUCCAAAAAAGACGUCACAAAAUUGGAGAAUGCAUGCCAAGCACUUGUGGUUGCCGAUAGAAAACUUAGUGACUCCCUGUCUCCUGCUGGUAAAAAAAGAACACAUGAAGAGGCAUCGUCAUCAAUCAAGAAGCCUGCUCCCAAAAAACCAAAGACAUCCAAAAGGCACUGACACAGAUGCUAACAUUACCCAAACUGUACUUUUAAGUGACUUAUCAUAAUUGUGCGUGUAUAGGAGAAUUAUUUUUGUGUACCACUCAAUGUAUGCAUGUACAUUUA